Molecule: messenger RNA, 2262 nt
Organism: Pelodiscus sinensis (Chinese soft-shelled turtle)
Lineage: Eukaryota; Metazoa; Chordata; Testudines; Trionychidae
Source: RefSeq, a predicted model, not a curated record
UUUUGUGCAUCUUUAAAAAACUUUAGCAGCCUUUGAUGAUGCGGUGGAGGAACGUGUGAUCAAUGAGGAAUAUAAAAUUUGGAAAAAGAACACUCCUUUCCUGUAUGAUCUGGUAAUGACCCAUGCUCUGGAGUGGCCCAGCUUGACUGCUCAGUGGCUUCCUGAUGUAACAAGACCAGAAGGCAAAGAUUUCAGUAUUCACCGGCUAGUCCUGGGGACCCACACUUCAGAUGAACAAAACCAUCUUGUGAUAGCCAGUGUUCAGCUGCCCAAUGAUGAUGCACAGUUUGAUGCUUCACACUAUGAUAGUGAGAAAGGAGAGUUUGGAGGCUUUGGCUCUGUUAGUGGGAAAAUCGAAAUUGAAAUCAAGAUCAACCAUGAAGGAGAAGUGAACAGAGCACGCUACAUGCCCCAGAAUCCCUGCAUCAUUGCUACAAAGACUCCAUCCAGUGAUGUCUUAGUCUUUGACUAUACCAAACACCCCUCUAAACCAGACCCUUCUGGAGAGUGUAAUCCUGAUCUCCGUCUUCGUGGACACCAAAAGGAAGGCUAUGGACUGUCGUGGAACCCAAAUCUGAGUGGGCAUUUGCUCAGUGCUUCUGAUGAUCAUAUACACUUUUUCUUUAAGACCAUCUGCUUGUGGGAUAUUAGCGCUGUUCCGAAGGAAGGUAAAGUGGUGGAUGCAAAGACCAUCUUUACAGGGCAUACAGCAGUAGUGGAAGAUGUAUCUUGGCACCUGCUCCAUGAAUCCCUCUUUGGAUCUGUUGCUGAUGAUCAGAAGCUCAUGAUUUGGGACACCCGAUCAAACAACACCUCCAAACCCAGCCACUCUGUGGAUGCUCACACAGCUGAAGUGAAUUGCCUUUCUUUCAAUCCCUAUAGUGAGUUUAUUCUGGCCACAGGAUCUGCUGAUAAGACUGUUGCUUUAUGGGAUCUUAGAAACCUAAAACUGAAGCUGCACUCAUUUGAAUCGCAUAAAGACGAAAUAUUUCAGGUUCAGUGGUCUCCUCAUAAUGAAACCAUUUUGGCCUCCAGUGGUACUGACCGUAGGCUAAAUGUGUGGGACUUGAGUAAAAUUGGGGAAGAGCAGUCCCCUGAAGAUGCAGAGGAUGGCCCACCAGAGCUGUUGUUUAUUCAUGGUGGUCACACUGCAAAAAUAUCAGAUUUCUCCUGGAAUCCCAAUGAACCCUGGGUAAUUUGUUCUGUAUCAGAAGACAAUAUUAUGCAAGUCUGGCAAAUGGCUGAGAACAUAUAUAAUGAUGAAGAUCCUGAAGGAAGUGUGGAUCCAGAAGGUCAAGGGUCCUAGAUGACUGACCUUACACUGUUUUUAGUCCUCGUCCCCUCCUCCCCCUUCCCUUCCAGCUCUGAUAUUGAUUUGACACUGGUUUUGAGACAUACAUAGACUGUGUUCAGCCUUCCCUAUGUAGAUACCAUCAACCGUGCUUUUAAUUCCCAACAGUGAGUAUUCUAACUUAAGGGCUUGGCCCAAAUGACCUGGUACCGUGCUAUAGCUCCUUGUUUAAAUUUCCUACAGCAGCUUAUUGUGUAUAAAGCUGGACAAAGAUGCCUUGAAGAAGUGGGGAUGGGAGCUUUCUCUUUUUGCUGCUUAAAUGCUACAGCUGCAGGCUAACUUUUCUGGCUAACUUUCAAGGUUUGAGGGGUAGAGCCACAUAAUUGUGUACCUGAGAUGAUGGCAAGGGGUUUUAAUCUUUGGGCAGUUACAUGGAGUCUCUUGUCCUCUUCUUGAUAAGAGAAUAUUGGGAUUUUUAGUCUGUGCGCCAGUAUUUUCAAGUGCAGAUUCUGACUUGAACCAGCACUAGAAAUCUUUCCUUAAUUCUGGAUUUUCACUGUCUCCUGCCCACCCCUUCUGGUGGGCAACACAGAAUUUUGGAUAUUGUAGCUAUUCCUGCGGAUCAUUGUUCACCACCCAAGUAGUUUGGUCUGUUGUGUGUUCUUGAGCUGUGUUUUCAUAUAUUUUCUUUCCUUUCUGUGAAAUGGUUUUUAAAACUUGGGACCACCAAGUUGUAAAAUUGUAUGUUUUUACCUGACUGAUGUACCACAGGUGGCAUGUCCAGUAAUCUGAAAACACCAUUGGUAGCUGGUAUAUGUAAAAAUAUUAACGAAAUGUGGAUGAAUUUCAUUUUUUUUUAAGGAAUUAGUCCUUGACCACUAGCUUCUGCACAUCUCUCAGUAGGCUGUUAUUCUCCAUGACUAAUUAUGUGUAAGUGCUUCAGAUGGAAUAAAUUGGUUUUCUACAUAAAC